Molecule: messenger RNA, 1362 nt
Organism: Candidozyma auris
Lineage: Eukaryota; Fungi; Ascomycota; Pichiomycetes; Serinales; Metschnikowiaceae
Gene: UME1
Product: Ume1p
Exons: 1
Coding region: 1-1362 (453 amino acids)
Biological process (GO): regulation of gene expression
Cellular component (GO): Rpd3L-Expanded complex; cytoplasm; Rpd3L complex
Molecular function (GO): histone binding
Source: RefSeq, a predicted model, not a curated record
AUGGAAACGAUUGCAGCACAGAGGCAAAUCCUCGGCGAGCACCAGCUUCGAGAGCAGGUGAUAAACGAAGAGUUCAAAAUUUGGAAAAAAACUGUGCCCCUUCUCUACGACACUAUCCACACUCAGGCAUUAGAACACUCGCUGUUAUCAGUGGAUUUCCUUCCAAAUUACACGUAUAGCGACGACAAAAAUACCAUUUCCGUCCAGCUUGUAUUGGGCACCAACUCAUAUACAAAAGAGGCAGAUUUUGUGCGUUUAGCAUCGUUGGACUUGCCCGCUACAUUGGCGCCCGAUUUCUCCAAAGACGCUAUUCUGCUACCAGACAAUAACGUGAGUACAUUCAAAAUCACAAAGAGCUGGAACCACCCAGGCGAAGUGAACAAGGUGAAAGUGUCUCCUGAUGGCAGAAAAAUUGCAACUUUUGACAACACUGGUGUCAUUCACUUGUUCGAUAUUGAGGAAUCCAACCUGAUUGACUACAAAUUCCACUCCAGUGAGGGAUACUCUUUGGAAUGGGUUUCCCAAAAAGAGUUCUUAUCAGGCGCCAACGAUGCUAAAAUUGUCCUUUGGGACGUUUCCAACCCUGGUGAGCCCAUAAAACAGUUCAACUCUCACUCUGCUGUUAUCAACGAUAUUAGCUACAGCAAACCUUCUCAACAUUUGUUCGCUUCUGUGGCUGAUGAUUUCACCACACACGUUCAUGACAUUCGUUCUCCAUCAAACCUCCCGGCUAUUGCUAUUGAAAACAGCCACGCCCAGAAUGCUGUAGCAGCUCACCCUGAAAUAGCGCUGCUCAUAGCAACGGGCGGUAAAGACAAUGUGGUCAAUUUGUGGGACUUGAGAAACACAAAAGAACCAGUAAGAUUACUUUUUGGUCACAAUGAUUCCGUGGUGGGACUCAAAUGGGACCCUGGUUUCAGCCCUUCCCACUUGUACUCGUGGGCUCUUGACAAAAGAGUAUUGACUUGGGACUUGAACAAUUUGGGCACGGAAUACACAUAUCCCACGUCAGAGACCGAUUCAAGGCGCAAGACAAAAUUUACUGAGGAUCCAUGUCUCAAGUUUGUUCACGGUGGCCACACAAACAGGAUCAACGAGGUCGCUGUGCACCCAAAAAUCCCAGAUCUUUUCGCUUCUGUUGGCGACGACACCUUGCUCGAAGUGUUCAAGCCUAAGACGAUAGUGGAGGAAGAGGAAGCCGAGCUGGAAGCGGCAGAGGACGAGGAAGAGAAUGAGGGUGGAGAGAAACAGGAGGAGAAGGAGAACGCCUCGAAGGAAGAAGACAAGAUGGAUGUGGAUGAAAAAAAUGACGGGAACAAAGAAGGUGAGAAGGAAGAAGCAGAUGCAGAAAAAUCUUCGUAA